Pezoporus occidentalis (night parrot) is the source of this 3384-nucleotide messenger RNA. It is a transcript of the gene CDC73, whose product is annotated as cell division cycle 73. Gene Ontology annotation, cellular component: Cdc73/Paf1 complex. Gene Ontology annotation, molecular function: RNA polymerase II complex binding. The transcript has 17 exons. NCBI's taxonomy places the organism in Eukaryota, Metazoa, Chordata, Aves, Psittaciformes, Psittacidae. Bases 182 to 1777 code for a protein of 531 amino acids. Gene Ontology annotation, biological process: transcription elongation by RNA polymerase II; positive regulation of transcription elongation by RNA polymerase II. The record is from RefSeq and is a predicted model, not a curated record.
CCACCCUGAGGGCGGGGUCGCGUCCCUCCAUGGCAACCGGUUCGGCGUCGCCCCCUGGAGGCGGCGGAGGUAGUGGUGUUACUCAGGCGUUUACGGUAGGCAGCCUGGGUCCUGGCGGAGGGGUCUUUGCGCGGCUGGUAGAGGUGCCGGAGCGGCAGCGGCCGGUGGCUGCGGAGCGAAAAUGGCGGACGUGCUGAGCGUGCUGCGGCAGUACAACACGCAGAAGAAAGAAAUUGUGGUGAAGGGGGACGAGGUGAUUUUCGGCGAGUUCUCCUGGCCCAAGAAUGUCAAGACCAACUAUGUCAUCUGGGGGACUGGGAAAGAGGGACAACCCAGGGAAUACUACACUUUGGAUUCUAUCUUGUUCCUGCUUAAUAACGUGCACCUUUCGCAUCCUGUUUAUGUCCGCCGUGCUGCGACUGAAAACAUUCCUGUGGUAAGAAGACCCGAUAGGAAAGACCUGCUUGCAUACCUAAAUGGUGAAACAUCAACCUCAUCAAGCAUAGACAGAAGUGCUCCGCUUGAAAUUGGUCUACAGCGCUCCACUCAAGUUAAAAGAGCAGCAGAUGAAAUACUAGCUGAAGCAAAGAAACCAAGAAUAGAGGAUGAAGAGUGUGUACGCCUUGACAAGGAACGGUUGGCAGCUCGAUUGGAAGGACAUAAAGAAGGUAUCGUGCAAACGGAGCAGAUCAGGUCCUUGUCUGAAGCCAUGUCAGUGGAAAAAAUUGCUGCUAUCAAAGCAAAAAUCAUGGCAAAGAAAAGAUCCACUAUCAAAACUGAUCUGGAUGAUGACAUAACUGCUCUUAAACAGAGAAGUUUUGUUGAUGCUGAAGUGGAUGUAACCAGAGAUAUUGUCAGCAGGGAGAGAGUAUGGAGGACAAGAACUACAAUCUUGCAAAGCACAGGCAAGAACUUUGCGAAGAAUAUUUUUGCAAUUCUUCAAUCAGUAAAAGCCAGAGAAGAAGGCCGAGCACCUGAACAAAGACCUGCACCAAAUACAGCACCGACGGAUCCCGCUUUACGAAAUAAGCAACCUAUUCCAGCUGCCUACAACAGAUAUGAUCAGGAAAGAUUCAAAGGCAAAGAGGAAACGGAAGGCUUUAAAAUUGAUACCAUGGGCACCUAUCACGGAAUGACUCUCAAGUCUGUAACGGAAGGUGCUUCUGCUCGCAAAACUCAAACGCCAGCAGCACAGCCUGUACCACGACCAGUUUCUCAAGCAAGACCACCUCCUAACCAGAAAAAAGGAUCGCGAACUCCUAUAAUCAUUAUUCCAGCAGCCACGACCUCUUUAAUAACGAUGCUUAAUGCCAAGGACCUUCUGCAAGAUCUGAAGUUUGUACCAUCAGAUGAAAAGAAAAAACAAGGCUGUCAGCGAGAGAAUGAAACUCUAAUACAGAGAAGGAAGGACCAGAUACAGCCUGGGGGAACUACAGUCAGCGUUACUGUACCUUAUCGAGUAGUAGACCAACCUCUGAAACUUAUGCCACAAGACUGGGAUCGUGUGGUGGCAGUGUUUGUACAGGGUCCUGCUUGGCAGUUCAAAGGCUGGCCUUGGCUCUUGCCUGACGGAUCACCUGUUGAUAUCUUUGCAAAAAUUAAAGCUUUUCAUCUCAAAUAUGACGAAGUGCGUCUGGAUCCAAAUGUACAGAAAUGGGAUGUAACAGUGUUAGAACUAAGCUACCACAAAAGACACUUGGAUAGGCCAGUAUUUCUACGCUUCUGGGAAACUUUGGACAGGUAUAUGGUAAAGCACAAAUCUCACUUGAGAUUCUGAAUCCUCCAGCUGCCAUUUAUUUCCUGAAGUAUGGAUUGAGAAAAAUGAAAGGGGCUCCAGUUUGGAGACCAGAGCUCGCACUAUAUGAUAUGUCAAGAACUUUACAGACAAGGAAGGGUCACAGUUUAAACUUUUUAUAAAAUCUUGUUUGGAUGCUUCAUGCUAUGGCAGGUUGAUACCUGUUAUUCUUCAGAAGCAAAGGGGUUUUGCUUAAAACUAUUUUUUUAAUGUUGUUAGCCUCUAGUCUGCAAUCCAAAUUGUAUAUUUUGAUAGCAGCAGUUUCUUCUCCGUUUUGUUAAAUUAGCCACAUUUUUAAAUGAUGUGUUUUGUUCCUUAUUAGAAAAUAGAUCAAUCUUCACUGCAGGUUAAAAAUGUGUGUGUGUGUGUGUGCGUGUGCGCGUGUGCACACGUGUGUGUAUAUAUAUGUGUGUGUGUGUGUCUAUAUAUAUAAUGUAUAAAACAAAUCAGGCACACUUACGCACACAUAAAUGUUACCAGGCUUUCUAAACCACUUAGCUUCUGAGCUUAGUUUUGGUUUUCUUUGCAUAUUGUUUCACUUACUGAAAGAUUUUUGUUGUGAAUUAUAUUACAUUUUAGUCAAUAGGACUUAAGAAUUGAGCAAAGUGAAAAUUGUUUUGGAUAAAUCAACAUGUCAACCUGUAUAUGUAUAUUCUGUCAGUCUUUGUUGAAAAAGGGAAGAUGAAAAAUCUAGAAAGACUUUUUUGGGUUUGUAAUGUCCCUGUUUACUAAAUCUUUAAGCUUCAUUAUAGGAAUACCUUCAAGUCAUGUUAAUUUUAAAUUGCCAUUCUCCACACAGGUCUCUUUAUUUAAACUGGAAGUGUGCAUGUGUACAUUCCCAUCUAUCAAAAUGCCUUUACAUAUGAGUCUAAAUGUUACCUAGAUUAAACAGUGAAUAGAGAAGGAGAGAGUUUGGAUUUUUUUUUUUCUCCUGAAACAGCCACCACAAGGAAUGAAUAAUUUUAACUUCUUUGCAUUUAUAUCUCUUAAUACCACCUCUAAUAUUAUCUUCUUGCGACAAAAGUAGCCCAGGCUAUGUUUACAGGAGUUGCAGUUUUCUGAGAUGAGUGGCUAAUAUGGCCUUCUAACAGUCCUGCAUUGGAAUGGAAAAUGAACCUACUCCAGUUACCAAAGAACAAUUUGCUUGAUCUGCAGUAUAAGGCCAGAAGACCCUGGUAUUUGUAUGAAUUUAUGGUAUCUCUGUAUCUAUUUAAUAAUGUUACUUUGGUGUGGCAUACCAGUGGAUGUAGAGAAAGAUCAAAUACUGUAACACCCUCAUGAAUUUUUUCUGCAACACAAAAUACAUGUUUAUAUUCCUGUUCUUAAAGUUCCAGACCAUGUUUUCUUAAUAUACUUUAUGUUUAAGGUUUGACAAAAGUAAAAUGUUCUAUGCUAUUCUUCUUUAGUUUUGCUUUUUGAUGUUACCUUCAUUUUUAAUAAAAUCAGAAGGCACAUCUCCCUAAGAGAUUUUUAGAACUGUUUCUGAAAUCUGAGGACUGUGAGGUCUGGCUUUUAAUUAUGUAUUUCCAUCCCUGCUGUAUCGAGACUGCUGUUUUUAAGUGGUCUUAAUAGAAAUGUAAAAAAAAACC